UUCAGAGUCAACGCCCUCCCAUUGAUUGUUCCAAACCCAUAAGUAUGGGCAUCAAGCUUGCUUCUUCGCUCUUCACAACCACUCACAUGUUCGUUCCAUACCUCGCUGUUCAUCGAAUAGAGUUUAGUCAUGGAGUCACUGAUCAAGAACCCCAUGUUUCCUUACAACAAACACUCAUCGAAGGACUCUGCGGGCAAAAUCCCUUGGAAACCAGGCGGCCUCAGACGUUUCCCCUGGUUUGGGAUUAUCCCACUGGUCUUUUGUAUAUGUUGCACAGGAAUUGCUAUAGGAGUCGUUCUCGAGAGUGAUGGUGGUCUGGAAAAGGACUGGUCCGGGCUCAAACAACCCGGUGUUCUUUUGGCCUACACGUCAACUCUUGCAAAUGCGUUGAUGGGGCUUGCCUUUGCCCAAGCAGCCGUGAUAUUCUUCUGGGUACAAGCAACAACGCCGGUACCAAUUAGCAGCCUCCAUCAUAACUGGGCUGGGUCUUCAAGCACCAUGGGCGCAAUCAAGUCUAUUUUCCAGGGAAAGGCGAUUCGCGUCAGUUCAGUGUCUAUCCUCGUCACAAUCACGGCUCUACUUCGCGGCCCUCUGAUACAACGAUCAUCAUCCGUCCAGGUCAUCAACGUAUCGCAGAACGGCACGAUUGAUCUUCCGAUUACUGUCAACAUCAGCAACUUUUGGGCCGGAAAGAUGAGCACUUUAGAUGACUCUGAUGAUGGGCAGUUCUCGCCCGGAUUUUCAGAUGUGAUUCGGGACUUCUUAGACAAAGCACCCCUGCGAAUUCCAGGAGCACGGUGCGAGAAUUGCACCUUGACCAUUAAGGCUUUCGGCUUCGAUGUUAUUAACUGCACUGAAAUCAGUCCCAACACGGAUAAGUAUGACCUUGAUCCUAAACAUCUUCCCAAAAAGCACCAAGAAGGGACGCCUUAUGGUAAAAUACCGAUGUUCCAGUCAUCGGUGACUCCAACCAUCAACUACAACCUCUCGGAAGACGAUUUAUGGUCGGUUAGGUGGAUGUUCCAGGUUACCACAAGGCGGAAAGCUAAUACUGGGUGCACCGGUGCUUACCUCAACCAUACAUGUUUUCUUAACCCUUCAGCAAUGCUGUAUGACUUAAGUCUCCAGGGAGAAAUUGCGACCUUGCAGUCAAAAAGUUGGAAAAAUGACUCUUUUGUAGAGCCCCUUGUUAUGAUAAAUCAGGUUUUUAUUAAUUAUCAGGAUGUAAAGGCGGGAAAUAACUGGCUGCCACUUUCGCAAGUCGGAACUUCACUGUUCAACUCAACUUCAUGGCUGAAGUAUUACGAUCGCGAGUCGUACAGAACAUACAAUGAAGGACUUAUCGCCAACCUAUACGCAGCGAACUGGAGUAGCACUGACUACAACGAACCUUGUUAUCAAUACUUCAACGAUCCGAUGGAUUAUAUCAUCAACAGUUACCGUGAAAUAGCCUUUCGAAUGUCUAUUCGUUCCGCUGCCGAUCCUAUCUACGAUCUGACGGGCGAAAUAACCGGCGAACUUGGCAAACAGCUACCCCCCAUUAUGCAGAAAGGAGUUCCCUACACUCGCCAUGCCACCCAAGUACAUUACGUUGCAAACAUACCAGCCCUCAUCCUCGCAGUCAUAGUCAGUCUUGCCGGACCACUCGCCACGCUUCUGCUUUUUGGGGGUUGGUGGCGGCUGGGCCGAGACUUUACGAUGAGUCCUUUGGAGAUCGCAAACGCCGUUCUCCAAAGCGGGAGGUCCAAAUCCGAAUCAUCGGGGGACGACCGCCCAACGAGCAUUGAUGGAUCAGCCGGCGACGAUACAAGUAUCCAGGAUGAAGCACCCGCCGCAAGGACACAGAUGAGUUACAACAGCAUCAGAAACGGCGAUGAACCUCAGCUACAAGGACAAUCACUGGCCCAUGUCUUCGCCGGUUGCAGCGGCAACGCUUCAGCUGACGAACUAGCCAAGCAUUUCCGCCACCGCGGCCGAACGAAGAACCCCAAUGAUGGGGAUGAGGAAGAGGAGCCGAAGGUUCAGUACGGCGUGGUAGAAAGCCAAACGGGGGAUUGUCUUGCUUUUACUGUGGUAACUGGCUCACAGGGGGCUGCUGUUCGUCGGCCUUGGAAAGGCGAGACGUUGUAGCACACACAUCAGCACCCCAAAACAUCACAUCCUAUUUCAACUUGUCCUUGGAUUAUAAACAGAGCUUGGAAAGAUAGUAAGCACGUACGACCAUACCCA
Molecule: messenger RNA, 2229 nt
Organism: Neurospora tetraspora
Lineage: Eukaryota; Fungi; Ascomycota; Sordariomycetes; Sordariales; Sordariaceae
Exons: 6
Coding region: 130-2130 (666 amino acids)
Source: RefSeq, a predicted model, not a curated record